CAGCUCUGCUGCAUUACGAGCUAGCUAAGCUGCACACAGUUGGGGCAAGAGAAAGAAAAGAGAGAAAAGGAGGAGAGGAGAGAUGACGCGACAUGUCGACCAAAACUGGAAGCUGCUACAGCAGACGACGUUCACGAAGUGGGUCAACAACGCGCUGCGCGGGCACCUCAAGACGGCGAGGACGCAGGUAAGCGACCUACAGAAAGACCUGAGGGACGGUCUGGUGCUGGUGGAGCUGCUAGAGAGCAUCGCCAGCCCCAGGAAAGUGGGUCGACACAACAGGGAACCCGUCAUCAAGCCUCAGAUGCUGGAGAAUAUUGGAGCUGUGUUGAGGUUCCUGGAGCGAGAGCAGAUCAAAGUCGUCAACAUCGGCCCUGAGGAUAUUUACAGUGGGAAUUUGAAGCUGAUUAUGGGGCUGAUCUGGACCCUCAUCCGCCACUUCCAAAUUCGCAGUUCAGGUAAGGACCUAUCGACCAAGAAUGCACUCCUGGCGUGGAUCAACACCCAGAUCCCGGACCAGAAGGUCACCAAUUUCACGACUGAUUGGAACGACGGGAUAGCACUCUGCGCUCUCGUGGAUCGAAUCAGACCCGGCCUUUGUCCGCACUAUGCUACUCUGCGACGCUCCGAAGCCUUGGACAACUGCCAACUGGGCAUGGAUAUAGCAGAGGAGGAGUUGGGGAUCCCAAAGCUACUGGAAGCUUCUGAUCUCCGCCACAGUGAUGUGGAUGAGUUGAGCGUCAUGACGUAUGUGUCGUAUUUCUGUAAGCCUGCAAACGAGCAGCUACUGAGGUGGAUUCAGAACAAGAUCCCACAACGAACGAUCACAAACUUCAAGAAAGACUGGAACAAUGGGGUAAAUCUUGCGUGCCUCGUCAAUAAUCUUGUCCCCGGGGUCUUCGCGGACUGCGAGGAGCUGGAUCCGCACGAUUCUCUUCAAAACCUCACGCGGGCUAUGAAACUAGCAGAGGAGCGCCUCUGCGUAAAGCCGGUCGUAAAGCCAUCGCAGCUCGCCGACCCCAAAGUGGAUGAGCUAAAUGUUGCCACAUACCUCUCUCGAUUUCAGUACGCAAAAUUCUUGGCCUACCAACCGAAGGAGGUAUCGUGUACUGGUCACGGGCUGCGAAAAGCUUUCAUUGGACGGCCAACAUUCUUUCAAGUGGAUUCGUCCACGGCCGGAGUGGUGUGUUGAAUGUGUCCAUAAUCUCUAUGGGUGGGACUCCAGUGGCUGCAGAUAUUAACCCACAUCCCACCCAGAAAGGCGUCUUUGAGGUACAGUACACCCCCAACCGAGCAGGCGAGCUCGCAAUCAAUAUAUCUUGGAGCGAUCAGCAGGUCCCGGGGAGUCCGUUCGUAGUAGAUAUACUAGAUCCCGGCGGCUUUUCCGUGUCUGGGAACCAGGUGACGGGGGGGCAGUGUGCCAGGGUAGGAAAGCCGGUCAGAAUGGACGUGAAAGGUAUGGUGAACGUAGCAGAUCUCAGCGUUACGAUCCAACACUCGGACGCACACACCACAAAUGCAAAUGUAACGCCGAAGGGUAUCGACGCAUUUGAGUGUUGCUACACUCCGACCCGUGUCGGAACGGACGGCGUAAUGGUGAAAAUAGCCGGGGAGAACAUACCUGGUAGCCCAUUCACUGUCAGAGUGGUGGACCCUACACAGUGCAGCGUCUCACACCGCGAACCGACGGCAGGUAAGAAAGCUCAGGCAAACAGUAAGGUGACUCUCACAGUCGCAGCCUCAGAGUCAAACUUACCAGGGGUUAUCGUCGAGCUAAAGACACCCACCGGUCAACAAGAGUUGGCGCUCGAGCCGAGAGGAGACGGUAUAAACAUCGGAAGCUUUGUCCCUGAAACUACGGGGAACUACGGCGUCAUUGUAACAUGUGCUGGGGAGAACUUGAGAGGAUCUCCUCUGAGUGUUGUUGUCACUGACCCAUCAAAGUGUGCCAUACUCGAUAUGAUUCCGAGGUACUUGCAGCUGAAUCGUCCGGUCGAGCUCAACAUCAGCACAAAGGGCGCCGGUCAGGGAGCUCUGGAAGCCUCUUCUAAUCAAUCUGGAAUUCUCGCGACUUCGUUGACCGAACGAGACAGCGAGUUUUACAGUCUUCGCCUCACUCCGCACGUCAUUGGAGAGGCCACGAUCGCAAUCACGUGGAACGCCGACAACCUGUCCAACACCCCAUUUGGUGUGUUUGUGUGCGAUGCCUCCAAAUGCAGUGCCUAUGGACCUGGUCUCACCGAAGGCAAGGGAAAAGUGGGGGAAACGUUUGAGUUCACUGUCCAAGCCGCUCGGGCAGGUAGGGGUGAACUGGUUGUAAACCCCAGCGGAAAGAAAGCUGUGUACGGGACUAAAAUACGGGAAGGUCAGAACGGAACCUACUCUGUUCAGUUCACUAGUUACGAACCAGGCCCACACACCAUCGAGGUACUGUGGGGUGGCGAACCCAUCCCAAACAGCCCUUUUCAAAGUAUACUUUUCCAAAUCCAUGGAAGCGGCGCAGUUCUCGGCCCUGGGAGAGGGACUUGAGAACAUUGUGGCUAUGAAGAUUGCGAAAUUCUCAAUCCAGGGGCCAGCAAGUGGAACGGGUCUCGUUUGGAAAGAGAUGCUGAAAGUGAAGGUAUCGGGAGAGGGCACAGAAAGUGUGACUGUAAUAAGUUCUGCAUUCGGACCGUCCACUGUCAAACCAGUAGUCUGCAUCACAGAAAUUGGAAGCGGUGCAUACACCGUCGAAUACGUGGUCCCUGAAGUUGGUGAGUAUUCACUUGCUGUCACUUGCGACGGAGACCACAUCCCAGGUAGCCCCUUUGCUAUCAGUGCAUUACCGACACCAGAAGCUUCUUAUUGUACGAUAUUCGGUGAGUCAAUUGACAACCCCAUGUCAGCUGUCGUCGGAAAGCCUUUGGAUUUUCAAGUCGACUCGUCUAAAGCUGGUACGGGUACGUUGAAAGUGACCGCCACAGAUCCAGCCUCAAAAACAAUGCCAAUAUACCUCGCAGAGGACAACACCCCCGAUGGAAACAGAAUUCACACUGUCAAGGUUUUCCCGACUUUGCAGGGUUCACACAAAAUGACUGUUCAGUGGUGCGAGAAAGAUAUCCCAGGCAGCCCCUUUUAUGUCGACGUAAGUGACCCAAAGAACGUAGUAAUACUGAACCUUCCUGAUGCUCAGACGUUUAUCGCGGAGGUUAACGAACCAUUUUCGUUUGAGAUAGACCCCAGAAAGGCUGGGAAAGGAGAGAUCAAGGCGGCCUACAAGAUGGAGGAUGGAAUAAUGCAGAGCAUUGAAGUUACAGAGCAAGAAAACGGAACAUUUGUGGCAAAGUGUGUACCAAAGGAAGCAGGGACGAUGGAGUUACUUCUUACCUUCAGUGGAGCCAACAUUCUUCAAGCUCCUUGGGUGUGCAACGUCGCCAACCUCUCCCUUUUCCAAGUCAAUCACCCAAAAGGCUACGGAAGGCAGAAAGGAAUGUGUCAAGUUUGUGAUCACCGGUCUGACAAAGAAAAGCCUGUCAAAUAUGGCCAUUGCUGUGAAACACCCCCAACACAACGCAACGGUCAAGGUAGAGACCGGGAGAGACAGAACUGCAGUGGUUCGCUUCACUCCAAAACACGUUGGUGAGUAUAGAUGCGAGGUGCUGUGCGGAAAAAAGCACAUUCAAGGCAGCCCUUUCUACGUGCUAGUAGCCAACCCAGAUGAGUGUACAAUCGAUGGUAAAGUACCAUCUGUUAUUCCAAUAUCACAAAAGGCAGAGAUUCUGGUUAACACCAAAGACGCUGGGCCUGGUGAACUAUCCUUCUCGGCAGAGACGAGCGGGGGAGAGAGCAGCUCGUGCCUUGAGUGUGAAAUGAGAAUUAAAUCCACCGACCCCACCUCUCAACAAGUGGUCCUAAAGGGAAUCCACUGCGGCAAGUGCAACGUCUUCCUAAAAUGGGCCAAUUACAACAUUCCCGGGAUUCCAGUUGAAAUCAACGUUGUGGAUCCACAGAAGUGCACGUUUUCCUGCACGUCUCUGACUGGAGGACCAGUAAAACUGGGAAACACUGUGGAAGUCGAUAUUGACACCACCCACAGUGGGAACUGCUUGCCUGAGGUAGCAGUGAAGGGUCCAAAGGCAGAAUGCCCUGUUGAGCUGUCACAACAGAGUGAUGGGAAGUAUCUGGCAAAGUUUUCACCUUUCGAGGAAGGGGAUCAUACGUUGGAUGUGACGGUAGGUGGAGCAAGGAUUGCAGGGCGUCCGACGAAAUUUGAAGUUAUAAAACCGAUCGAUCCGAGCAAGAUAACUGUCGGUGGUCCCGGGCUGAAAGGAGCCGUCGCUAACAGACGAGCAGAACUGACCGUGUUUGCAAGAGGAUCUAAACUCAUCGAGAGAGGUCUGCUGACAGCCGACUUCAAAACCACCAGCACUUCUUCCCUCAGAGACGUUGAUUACCCUGCGGUUGACUGUAAGGACAAUGGCAAUGGUACCUACAACCUCUCCUUCGUUCCCAAGACUACAGGUGUGCUGCAACUGAGCAUCAAAACCGAAGGAACCCAAGUACUUGGAAGUCCUUUCAACAUCAGGAUUCGCCCCGAACCAAACGCCCACAACUGCACUAUUUCAGGAAAAGUCAUCGACGAUGGCUUCUUUGCAGUGAUUCGAGAACCGGUUGAGUUGACUGUGGACACGUCGUCAGCUGGCUCCGGGUCUCUGAGUGUAUCUGGAGUCCAACCCGACCACACUCCUCUCAGGAUAUUCGCAUCAGAGGAACGCACGGGGCAGAAGAUGCUACACUUCCUCAAGUUUGACCCUGUGCUCAUCGGAAUUCAUCUGGUGUCGGUGAAAUGGGAAGGGGAAGAAAUUCCGGGGGCUCCCCUAAGCAUAACAGUCCUCGACCCAUUGAAGUGCAGUAUAGAGGAGAGCCUGCCAACUUGUCUCAAGAUUGGAGCCUGUCGCAGUCUCGCAAUCUCCACAGCUGGUGCCGGAGAGGCAGAGUUGAAACCCCGUGUGACUGGCACGGGGCUAACUGUCAUCUGUGAACAACACAAUCCCGACAUGUGCACUGUCACGCUCAGUGCUGUUCAGUUCGGUGAGGCUGAAGUUGACCUGAGAUUUGGGGGGUUCAGCAUCCCUGGAUCUCCCUUCACUGUCUCAAUCUGCGAUCCCUCAAAAUGCUCCAUUGACACUGAAGCAAUGACUAGUAAAAACCUAUUUGUGGGUGUACCCUUUAAUUUCACAGUGACGACAACGGGGGCUGGUAGAGCGAAGCUACAGGUCAAACCCAGUACCACAGAACACCAGUACACCAUUGACAUAAAGAGCACUGGUGAAGAAGAGUGCUACUCUGUCACGUGCACGCCUUGGAACGUAGGGGAGCAAGAGUUGGAGAUUACUUUUGGUCAGACUGCGAUCCCUGGUAGCCCGCUGCAGUUCGCCGUGUCAGACCCAAAGAAGUGUGUCAUUACUGGACUACCAGACCCAAAACAGUUCAUUCCGAUUGUCGGGGAGCCAAUCUUCUUCGCCGUGGACAGCACAUGUGCUGGACCUGGAGCACUUACUGCACUGGCUACUUCUGCAGACGAGCUGACAGAGGAGCUGGAAUCAACUGAGACAGGGACUGUGGCUAGUUUCAGCUACCUGCCCAAGAGACCGGGAACGCUCGAGUUCACCCUGGAAUUCAACGGAGUCAGUAUUCUGAGUAGUCCGUGGGUGAGCGAGGUACCGGAUCCCAGCAAGUUUAGAGUUACCCCUCCAAAAGGAUACGGGAAAACGAGAGAAUGUGUCACCUUUCUAAUCACCGGGCUAACGGAAGGGACCAAGAAUAUAAAACUCAAAGCAAGCCACCCUGAUCACGAUGCUACGGUCAAGACAGAGCCCGGUAAAGACGAUGGGACGAUGAUUGCUCGUUUCACAGCCAAGCAUGUCGGGGAAUACAUUGUCCAGGUGAGCCACUCUGGACAGCACAUUGAAGGUAGUCCCUUCACUGUCUCAGUGUGCGACCCAGAUGCCUGUCAGGUCACGAAUCCACCACCCAGCGCUCUCCACAUUGGCGUCAAGCAAGUCGUCUCUGUCAAUACGUCCGCAGCAGGUCCAGGGGAGCUCUCUGUCUUCUCCGAAUCUCUCUCUGGUGACGUAGAGAUUGAAGCCGAGGCGAAAGAGCACGACGAAUUCGGAAGCUACAGCAUUGAGUUUCUUUCAAAUAGUAAAGGCUCAGGAAGGCUGAGGGCACUAUGGGGUGGCUACAACAUACCCUCAGCUACUUACGAAAUCAGCUUUGUCGAUUCGUCCCAAGUAAGGUGGUCCAGCAAGCCCGACCUUCUAACGGAUGUGGUUACUCAGGGGGAGAGGAUAUGUAUUGAUAUCAACGGCCGGGAGGGAGGAAAAACAGUUCCAAAACUGAACCUAACCGGGUCUCAGUCUUCAUUUGCCGUUGAAGUGAUCUCCAACAAUGACGGUACCUUCACUGCUAACGUGAACACGUGGCAGGUUGGCCAAAACACGAUCGAGAUUCUGUGGGGAGACCAGCCAAUACCGAACACACCAAUCAGUUUCAAUGUUGUCAAAUCAGUCGAUGCUAGAUCAGUCACGGCUACGGGUGAGGGUUUGAAACACGCCGUCACUGGAAUCCCUGCUCAAAUCCUAAUCAGAGCUCCAGAAACAGGUCUACUAGACAGAGGUCUCCUCGCCCUGACUUGCAAGAGCUCGGCUGACGAUGAAGAAGAUGAGGAGGAUUCGUACCUCCCAAGUAUUGACAUCACAGAUGACGGAGAUGGUCAAUAUUCAGCAUGGCUUCUAGCUUCUCAUGAAGGUACCUAUUACUUGAGCAUAGUAUGCAAUAACCAACCGAUAUACGGUAGCCCGUUUGCUAUCGCUGUUCAAGCUGCUGCUAAUGCUAGUAAAUGUCGAGCGUUUGGUGCAGCUCUGCGCAUGCUGGGUAGCGGACUCACUGUCGCUGAUCCGGUAGAAUUCAGUGUCGACACGACUAAUGCUGGAUUUGGGCAACUCUCCACUAGCGUCAAGAAACCGGAUGGGGGAACAAGCAGAGUGUACUCACUUGAAGAACGCAGCGAGAGAAAAAUCCACCACCUCAAAUUUGACCCAGAUAUGGUGGGUCACUACACUAUGGAUGUAAUGUGGGGUGACUCCCACAUUCCAAACAGCCCCUUUAAUUUCAAUAUAACGGACCCCACCAAAUGCUCAGCCAGUGGUAUGCCUAGCUUCAGAAACAUCUUCGACGUCAAUCAGGACGUGAAUUUCACGAUUCUGACGAAAGAAGCUGGGGAUGGGGGACCAAACGUGACUAUCCACCGACCUGGUGGUGCUGGGAAAGUGACACUGUCUUCCACUGAAACCUCUCCCUCUGUUCAUGAAUACAACUUCACCACCACAGCUUUAGGGACACACUCCAUAAUCGUUGAGUUUGGCGGGCGUCCCAUUCCCGGGAGUCCGUUCCACUUCCAAGUGAUUGACCCCACAAAGUUCAGCAUCACUGACCUUAACCUAAAGGGUAAGUAUGCCCUCGUAUGUGAGCUCGUCUCAUUCCGAGUACAGGGGAAAGCCCCCCAGAAUGAAAACCUGUUACUAGUGGCACACGGACCGUCGGCCGAUCUGACAAUUGAGAACCAGAAACAAUCAGACGGAUCUUACACGUGUUCCUUUGUCCCAAUUGAGCCUGGAUCUUACGAAGUGUUUGUGGAGUGUGCGGGAAAACACGUCAGCGGAAGUCCGUUCUCGGUACUAGUGGCAGACCCUUCCAAAUGCCAGAUUCUGGGCACACUCGCCGACACCAUACAAGUGGGGGAGCCCGAUGAGAUUGUGGUGAAGACGAGAGGAGCUGGAGCGGGAGAUAUCCAAGUCUAUCUCGACGGAGAGACAGAGAAUGAUGCAAUAGAGUACAGCGUUGAGAACCAGGGCCUGGACACGUACAGCAUCACGCUAACCGGAAAGAAAGUUUGUCAGACCAAAGUCGGAAUCCACUGGGGUGGAUUUAGCAUUCCUCAGGCCCCCUUCCCUCUCACUGUCUGUGACGCAAGCCUCUGUAAAGCCUUUGGGAACGUACUCAUGACAAAGAAGGGAAAUGCCGGAGAGCGCAUAACCUUCACAGUCGUCACCCACCGCGCAGGUGAGGCAAUUCUAAGAGUGAAAGCCACAGGACCCUCGGCCACGUACACAGUUGAUGUGCAGCUCAUUAAAGAGUGUACGUACGAAGCAAGAUUCACGGCCUGGGAAAUUGGGGAGCACUCUAUCGAUGUUUUCUGGGGUCCCAUGCAUAUACCAAAGAGUCCCUUCAUUGUGAAUGUGGCAAAUCCAAUGGAUCGCAUAGUCUGCAAUGCCAGCGGGUCCAGGGCUGAAGCACGCCAUUUCCACCCAGCCAGCAACCUUCACGAUCAUGUCAAACGAGGUCGGACUCCUCGACAAGAACGCUCUGAAGGUGUCGGUGAUAGGAGUCCAGUCCCACGCGGAGAUAACCAUCAAGGACAAAAACAACGGCUGCUACGAGGUCGCAUACACUGCACCUACUGCUGGGGCCUACAUAGCCUCAGUCUCUUUCUACGACCGCCAAAUCCCGGGCUCCCCCUUCAAGAUCAACGUGGUGCCCGGUCCAGACGCCUCAAGAUGUAGAGCGUACGGUCCGGCUCUCCACCCUAGUGCCAUGCACAUUGCAGGUACACCUCUCGAGCUAAAUAUCGACUGCAGUGAAGGAGGCUGUGGCGGUCUACGUGUGUAUGUACAAGGUCCAAAUGACUACCGUCCGCGUAUCUAUAUGGCCGACGACGGGAAAGGCGUCUAUUCAGUCAAAUUUGAUGCCAUGAGAGCCGGGAAGUACUUUUUGGUGAUUGCGUGGGCCGACAACCACAUCCCUGGCAGUCCAUUCAAGCUGAAGGUCAACCCCGCAGCUGAUCCGUCGAAGGUGAAGGUCUACGGUCCUGGAAUCACUGACGGGAGAGUGGGAGAUGAAGGAGAGUUUACCAUCGACACAAAACUCGCGGUAUCGGUACCUUACUGGUGAGGGUACAUGGCAUCCGAGACUCUUUCAAGAUUGAAGCUCACCCAGUCUCGAUCGACAAACCGCGUCUCCUGGCAGCCAGCUACCACCCAACCGUGUCUGGAGAAUACACCAUCUUUGUGCGCUGGUCCGGGGUCCAUGUUCCUGGGUCACCGUUCACCAUUCUCAUUAGAGAAGCUGAUGGUAGUCUACCUCUGCUGGGACCUUACCUUCCAGAACUUUCCGCUGAAGAUGAGCCGCUGGCUGCACUGGUGAGGCUGGUCCAGUUGAAAGCAACACUGAUCCAAAGUCUGGAAAGAAAGCUAAAAAGAGCAGAAAGGAAGAGAAGGAGAGUGCAAAAGCUAAAAAGGCCAGCGCAAAGGCAGCAACAGCUAGUUUGAAGAAGGAAGAGAAAGCCAGAAAGAAGGCGGAAAAGGAGAUGAAAAAGAGCAAAACAAUACCACCACAUUCAAUUGGGCCAGUUCCGACGGACCUGAAGAUGCGGUCUAGUCCAAUGGGUGGAUUCACAGUCCAAAGCCAGGUCACCCGCUUCCACCAGGAGCACUGAUUGCACCAGAUGGUCAGCUGGUGGUGCGGAGUCCCUCGGGCCAGUUCAUUCCAGUACAACUGAUGUUCCCACAACAGCACCACAAGAUGAGGGUGAUGACUGAGAAACAUCAUCAUCAUCACCCACUCAGGAAGUGACGAAAGAGAUGAAGAGACGUCUAGCUCACCUGCACACUCUCUCCCCGUUAGCCCCACCCAUGCAGCCACCUUUGACCCCAACCCCCAACACCAACCGCAACCAAAAAAGAAACGUCGCAAAUUUUAACACAAAUACCUCACCCGUGUACAAACAAUUCUCCUUGUACAUAUACAUGUAGCAAACAAUUUAUUUCCUAUUGUAUUCACAUUUAUCGUGUAUUUAUCCUUUUUUGACGACAAUAUAUCAGCAGUGAAAAAUUCAAAAUACCGUCAAGAAAAGGUACACAGAGCAAGUCACCAUUACUUCCCUCAUCCACUGUAUGGUUCGAAAUAGACAAAAGAUUCUCUCAGUUUCUUGGACGAAGUACAGGCAUCUCCGACUGGAGUGACUCGGAAUGUGUACGAAUCUUGGAGCUCCAGUUGAGUCAGGCUCACUGGACUGGUACAUGAUUCCGUCACGAGAUCACCAUUCAGGGUACAGGUGAAGCUGGCAACUGGUCCGACACCAGCAAACUCAGCAACCACAGUCCCUCCAGUUCUGAACUCCAGUCCCCUAUUGACGAGGUGGACACUGCAGGCCAGGGGGUCAGGGUCCAAUCUUAUUCUUCUACUGGCCG
Geodia barretti is the source of this 10289-nucleotide messenger RNA. The record is from the annotation of a GenBank genome assembly. NCBI's taxonomy places the organism in Eukaryota, Metazoa, Porifera, Demospongiae, Tetractinellida, Geodiidae.